Messenger RNA from Pogoniulus pusillus (Red-fronted tinkerbird), 5214 nucleotides. It is a transcript of the gene ABCB5, whose product is annotated as ATP binding cassette subfamily B member 5. The record is from RefSeq and is a predicted model, not a curated record. The transcript is spliced from 29 exons. Gene Ontology annotation, biological process: transmembrane transport. The coding region runs from base 405 to 4370 and encodes 1321 amino acids. Gene Ontology annotation, molecular function: ABC-type oligopeptide transporter activity; ATP hydrolysis activity; ATP binding. Gene Ontology annotation, cellular component: membrane. NCBI's taxonomy places the organism in Eukaryota, Metazoa, Chordata, Aves, Piciformes, Lybiidae.
CUGGGUAAACCUGUUCUAGCCCUAGAUCAUCUGAGCUCCCUUCCAAGCCUCAGCAUCCUGCGGUUCUCUGACACUUCUCUACGGCCCCCCCACCCCUUCCCUGGCUGCUCCUGGCCGGCUAUCGCUCCGACCUUCACCUGAAACCCGAGCCGAGAGAGGGUGGGGAGACGGUGCCCGCCGCUAUUAAGCCGCGGCCGGGGCGCGGGUGCCCGGCCCGCCCCGCAAGGACCGGAGCGGGCCAGACUGGGCGAGACUGUGUUGGGACGGGGACGCGGACUGCGCCACCGGCACCAGCACCGAGCCGCGGCCGUGCGGGCUGCGGGCACCUACGCGUAUGGGCACAGCGCGGGGUGUGAAGGUUUUGAUUAAUGUGACUUUACCUCACAAACACACAACGAAGAACAAUGAAGGACCACUACAUAAAUUCCAUGGAGAAGGAGCGCUCUGAUGCUGAAUCUGCAAGCAACGCUUAUGACAACCCUUCUUCCCAACGGGAUGAAAGCCUGGAACAAAGCAACCAGCUAAAGCCCAGUAAAAAAAAGAAGGAAAAGGAAAAGCAAGAGAAACGGGUGGUUGGCGUUUUUGAACUGUUUUCCUAUGCUGAUGGGGUGGAUGUCCUUUUGAUGGUGAUUGGUUUGCUGGCAGCUGCUGCAAAUGGUACUGGAGUGCCACUUAUGAUCAUUGUCUUCGGAGAUGUGGCAAACAGCUUUGUGCUAAGUGGUGUGAAACCUAAUGUGUCGGAAGAUACUUCAAUAACUAGUUUUAGCUGUUCAUCAAAUUCAACCAUAGAUAUAGAAGGUGAAAUGACAAAGUUUGCCUACUACUAUGUGGGAAUUGGCUUUGCUGUGUUGAUCCUGAGCACCAUCCAAGUGUGGACAUUCUUGAUUGCUGCUACAAGGCAGGCAACAAGGAUCCGGCAGAAGUUCUUUUUUGCAGUGCUCCAUCAGGAGAUGUCUUGGUUUGAUACUAUCCAGACAGGAACACUGAACACCAGAUUGACAGAUGACAUCAACACCAUUCACCAAGGCAUCGGAGACAAGAUCUGUAUAUUUGUACAAUUCCUUUCCACAUUUGUGACAGGAAUUAUUAUAGGAUUCAUCAAUGGGUGGAAACUGACACUGGUGAUUUUGGCAGUCAGCCCUCUUCUUGCUGCAUCAGCAGCAGUUUGGUCAACUCUUCUGGCAUCCCUUACUGCUAAAGAGCUGUCUGCUUAUGCCAAAGCAGGAGCUGUGGCAGAAGAAAUUUUGACAUCAAUCAGGACUGUUGUGGCUUUCAAUGGACAGCAGAAGGCAUUAGCAAAAUAUGAUGCUAACUUGGAGGUGGCUAGAAGAGUUGGAAUGAAAAAAUCCAUUACUACUAACACAUCUCUAGGUGUUUCACAAUUUCUUAUCUUUGGAUCCUACGCACUUGCAUUUUGGUAUGGAACCAAGCUCACUGCUGAGGAUGAGAACUAUGACAUCGGCCGUGUGUUAAUAGUGUUCUUCUCUGUGCUCGUUGGAGCCUUCUCUCUGGGCCAGGCAGCUCCCAACCUGGAGAGUGUGGCUAAUGCCCGUGGAGCUGCCUAUGAAGUGUAUCAGAUUAUCAAUAAGAAACGGCUCAUAGAUAGCAGUUCUAAAGAAGGCUACAAACCAGACAGACUCAUAGGAGAAAUUGAAUUCAGAAACAUUCAUUUCAGUUACCCAUCCAGACCUGAUGUUAAAAUCCUCAAAGGUUUAAACUUGAAAGUUCAAACUGGGAAGACCAUUGCUUUAGUUGGUGCCAGUGGCUGUGGAAAAAGCACUACUGUUCAGUUGCUGCAGAGAUUCUACGAUCCUGUCCAAGGGGAAAUUACCUUAGAUGGUCGGGAUAUUAGAACACUUAAUGUAAAGUGGCUACGAGAGAAUAUUGGUAUUGUGAGUCAGGAGCCUGUUCUGUUUGCAGCAACGAUAGCCGAGAACAUUCGCCAUGGCCGAGAAGAUAUUUCUGAUGCCGAAAUCGAGCAAGCAGCCAAGGAAGCCAAUGCUUUUGACUUUAUCUCUAGGCUGCCUGAUAAAUUUAACACCAUGGUAGGUGAAAGAGGGGCCCAGCUGAGUGGAGGACAGAAGCAGCGAAUAGCAAUUGCCCGUGCCCUAGCAAGAAAUCCCAAGAUUCUUCUUCUGGAUGAAGCUACGUCUGCUCUAGACACUCAGAGCGAAUCCGUAGUGCAAGCAGCUCUCGAUAAGGCUCGGGCUGGACGUACCACCAUUGUGAUUGCCCACAGGCUCUCUACCAUCAGGACUGCUGACACUAUUGCUGGGUUUCAGAAUGGUGUUGUGGUUGAACAGGGGACACACAGCGAACUCAUGUUGCAGAAGGGAGUCUACUAUUCGCUUGUAAUGCAGCAGGGUUGUAGCAAUAGCACUCAAGAAGAUGAGGCAUCAGAAGAAAGUGAAGACAGAGGAGCUGAGGAAUAUGAGGAGGAUGACAGAAAUGAUCUUGUGGAGGAGUUGGCUCUUGAAGAUCAUUUUGAAGAAUCGGUGGUCUCAGGGCGAGGCAGUGUUCGAAGAAGAUCCAGCAGGUCUAAGAGCAAGAAAGGCUCUUCUAGGAAAAUAUUCUCUGGAAAAAGGAGGAAAAAAGAGCUGGAGGAAGAAAAUCUCCCUGCUGUGCCUUACUCAAGAAUCUUGGCUCUUAACAAACCCGAGUGGCUCUAUGUCCUGCUGGGAGUGAUUGCUGCUGCCAUCUCAGGUGCAGUCCAUCCUGCAUUCGCUGUUAUCUUUGGAAAAAUUAUUGGGGCUUUUCAAGAAAGAGAUCCAGAAAAGAGGAGUAAGAACACUUUGGUGCUUUCUUUAAUGUUUCUUUUACUUGGAGUGAUUAUCUUAGCAGCAUACAUAAUCCAAGGAUUUAUGUUUGGGAAGUCUGGAGAAAUACUAACAAUGAGACUGCGCUCUUUGUCCUUCAAAGCAUUACUUCAGCAGGAGAUUGGAUGGUAUGAUGAUCAGAAGAAUGCUGUUGGUGUUUUGCUAACUAGGCUUGCUACAGAUGCUUCCCAAGUCAAAGGGGCAACAGGAAGCCGACUUGGACUGGUGGCUAUGACUGUCUUUACCCUUCUGACUGCCAUCAUUAUUGCUUUUGUCUACGACUGGCAGCUAACGUUGCUUGUCCUGGCCUGCGUUCCUUUCCAUAUUGCUGCAAAUGCCGUGAACGUUAGCUCUAUGUCUGGUCAUGCUGCAAAAGAUCAAAAAGCUUUGGAAGAGGCUGGAAGAAUUGCAACAGAAUCUGUUGAAAACAUCAGAACUGUGGCUUCACUGACCAGGGAAGAAACAUUUUAUGAAAGAUAUAUUACUAGUUUGGAUGGUCCAUACAGGCUUGCUCUGACAAAAGCCCCUUUGUAUGGAUUUACCUAUGGAGUAUCUCAGUCUGCUGAAUUCUUUAUUAAUGCAGCAGUCUUCAGAUUUGGGGCAUGGCUCAUUGCCCACUGUCUGACCAACUUUGAAAAUGUAUUUAUAGUCUUCUCUUCUAUCAUGUUUGCAACUACGAACGUGGGUCAGUCUGCUUCCCUAGCACCAGAUUUUGGCAAAGCUAAAGUGUCAGCUCAAAGAAUCUUUCAACUUUUGGACAGAAAACCUGUCACUCACAGCUGUAGUGAAGAAGGUGAAAAAUUGAGCAAUUUUGAAGGCAACAUUGAGUUCAGAAACGUCCAUUUCGUAUACCCAACAAGGCCAGAAGUUCAAGUUUUGCAAGGACUCAACCUGAAGGUUAACAAAGGACAGACUCUGGCAUUAGUAGGCAGCAGCGGCUGUGGCAAAAGUACAUCCAUUCAGCUCCUGCAGAGAUUUUAUGACCCUGCGGAAGGACAAGUGUUAGCAGAUGGGUUUGAUACCAGAUCUUUGCAUUUACAAUGGCUGAGGUCCAGACUGGGCCUGGUGUCGCAGGAGCCUAUCUUGUUUGACUGCAGCAUUGCUGAAAACAUUCAGUACGGAGACAACAGCAGAGUGGUUAGUCAGAAAGAGAUUGAAGAAGCAGCUAAGGCAGCAAAUAUUCAUGCCUUCAUUGAAAAACUGCCAGAGAAAUACAACACCCGAGUGGGUGAGAAAGGAACACAACUUUCUGGAGGUCAGAAGCAAAGAAUAGCCAUUGCCCGUGCGCUGGUUCGUAAUCCUGCCGUUCUGCUUCUGGAUGAAGCUACCUCUGCUCUUGACACAGAAAGUGAAAAGAUAGUCCAGAAAGCUCUGGAUAAUGCCCGGCAAGGUCGAACCUGCAUUGUCAUUGCUCACCGCUUGACGACUGUACAGACUGCAGACAUCAUUGCAGUGAUCCAGAAUGGCAGGGUGGUUGAGCAGGGCACCCACAGCCAGUUAAUGGCAAAGGAAGGACAAUACUAUGCCCUUGUAAAUGCACAAGUCUCUCACUAGUACUGACUGCAGAUUGGUUUUCAUUGUUUUAUUAUUACUGUUUUUUUUUUUCCCUGGAAAGACAUGAAAAGCUCAUGGAGAAUUGAUGGUGGCCCUGCUCUGUCAGCACAGACACAGCCACGUGCUGCAGCCUGGUUGCUCUAUCUAGUGUAUUUCUCACCCUACACGCUCUGGAGAUGAGCAGUGCAUGCCCUUGGGUGAGUCAUGAAAGAUGCACAGGGAUCUGCCAGAGGCUGAAUCUGUUGCGCAGUUUUGGGGAUUAUGUGAGCUGGAAGGAGCCAGAUCUGGAGUCAUAUCAGAGUCAUGCCAUUUACAUCAUGACUUAGAUGGGACACCCUGUUCUCCUUGUCCCUCUCAAACCUUAGGCCAUACCAGGGCAUCAGUAUGACAGAGGUUAAGCAUCAUGCAUAACCAGUGAACUGGUGCUUGUGCUUGUCCCUUGGGUUUCUUCACUAGCCACAAGCAUCUGUAAAGUCUUCUUAAUUAAAGGUUGCUGUCAAUCCUUAAUGAGCACUGAGGCUCCAAAUAAAGACAUUUGCAUCAAACUGAGAUUAGAUCUGUGGGUUCUACACUUUCUGCCCCAUCUCUAAUGCUGCUGUUUCACAUUCCUUGGAGAGCCAGUGCCCAGUUUCCAACAGUGAUUGUAAUAGUGACUAACUUUCCAUGUAAACUGACACAAAAGAUACCAUGCUUUUCUUUAGUGGUUUUUGGUUUAAUCACUCUUUACAUGCAUCAGAAUUCUUACAGGAGAGCAGAGGUGGUUCCUUUUGGAGCAGACUUACAUCAGCCAUGUAAAUAGCUUUCCUUAAAAGAAAAAAUAAAGAAGAAAAAAAGAAAAUUAAAA